CUCGACCACCACACACGAACAGCUUCCCACGGCCGCCGCACCGCACCGCACCACCUUCACCACACGCACACUCUCCACCAUGGGCGAACGACAGGGCGAGGUCAUCUCUGUCACCGAGGGCCCCGAGCUGGGCGAGACCGGCAGGCCGCAGGUGCCCGCAAAGCGUCUCAAUGGCGAUUAUCCGCUUAUUGACUCCGAUCCACACUUCAAACGCGUCGUAGGCUACGCUCGUCCCUCCGACUAUGCCAGCGGUGCUGCUCUGGCCGCCGCAGGCCCAGCUCUCAUGUACUGGUUCGAGCGCAUCUCCCCCUCAGAAGUCGGUCGUGGUGGUUUCGCACAGAUCAUGCGCCUACAAGGCGCCGUUGGAGUCGCCGCUGGAUUCUUCUACUUUUACUCGCGCUCCAUCAACCGCUUCUACGGCUUCUCAGAGAACCGACGCGAAAUCGAGAUGGACAUGCGGGAGAUGACCGAUAAGGUCAAGCGAGGGGAGCCUCUGUACGGACAAACGACCUUGACCGAGUAUAUGCAAGGCGCCGCGUCGCGACAAAGUCGGUACUCGGGUACCUUCCUGCAUGUGAUGCCGUGGUUCAACUUCGUCAACCAUAACCAACACGGCGUGGAUACGGCGAAAUACUACAGAAAUGCAGAGUGGGAGCUGGAGCAGGAGAAGCAAGGGAAGAGCUUGACAGACAUGGCAAAGGAGAAGUAUCAGCAAGCGAAGGAGAAAGUUAGUGCGAAGUAGGCGGGUUGACUAUGCAGUAAGCGGCCAGGAAAGGCUUUUUCUUUAUGUUGUACAACGCUCGCGAAGAAAGAAGCCGGAGCUAUCUAUCAGUGAGAAUGGCGUAGAAAGGGUGGAGUCAAGGAAAUGACGAAAUGUACAGCUUCAACUACCUUUUCGUUACGAAGGGCCUGCGGUGAGAGUACAAACAAUAUGGUGAUUUUGCUGACGAAGAGGCUCAAAAGUGUUGACGUUCAAGUGUGGGCUGCAUAGGUAUGUACUAACAGUUGACUCCGGAGUCUCGAAAUAUGUUCAAGCUGCAAUUAAGUCAAGAUGCGAUUCGGAAGGGGCGGCGCUCAAGCUGCUCGAGGCUUGACUGUACUUGCAUACCCUACGAAACAUACGAGCUGGCGCAUUCAAGUCCGAAUCAUACCACGAUGGCGAUAGAACUCAUUCAAAGCUUUCCAGCGUAGAUCGCUAUCAACGUGCCUCUACUCAACGGACAAUGUACAAACACGACUACUCAAGCAUAUCCGAGAACCC
This is a messenger RNA of Cercospora beticola, 1261 nucleotides long. RefSeq names its product NADH-ubiquinone oxidoreductase 21 kDa subunit. Lineage: Eukaryota; Fungi; Ascomycota; Dothideomycetes; Mycosphaerellales; Mycosphaerellaceae. The record is from RefSeq and is a predicted model, not a curated record.